GACGAUCUGUACCAGUCUAUCCCCAUUUCAAGCUCAGUUUUCAACUACCGUGACAUGCUGUGUAUAUAGGAAUAUAUUACCUCAACCCAGGUUGGGCGGGCAGUGAGAUAAGUGGCUGGGCAUGAAACCUCACGUCUCUGCAAGGGCAGAACCUUACUUAUAAGAGCGAGCUGGACACCGGGCUGCGAGACUUGCACGGCCUAUCUCUGCAUGCCUCUACUGCUAAGAUAAAUACGUCGCCGAGAUGAAGUCGUUAUCCAUUGCAUUAGCGCUCGCUGCGCCAGUUCAGGCUGGUCUGCGAUUUGGGUGCUCGUCAUUGACCAUCCAACGUAUUGAUCCUGUUGUUGAGCCGGGAAAUAACCCUUCGGCCCAUGUCCACCAUAUCGUAGGUGGGAACGCCUUCAACGCCACCAUGACUGGCGAUGUUGGAGCGAGAGCCACCUGCACCACCUGUGAGAUGUCGGAGGACUUCUCCAACUACUGGACCGCAGUGCUGUACUUUAAACACCCGACCAACGGUAGCUACCACCGAGUCCCAGUGACUAACAACGCUGCUCUGGCACCCGGUACCAAGGGUGGCAUGACUAUCUACUAUACCCAGCAUGAUUUCACCACCGACGACUUGAAGAAUCAGCCUAUUACUGCUUUCAAGCCAGGAUUCCGUAUGACAGUUGGCAGCCCGACAACAGAAACUUUGGACAAGGCCAAGGGCCACAUUGGUCUGCGAUACAACUGUUUGCAGACCACUCUUAAUCGAGGUCCGGAGAUGGUGGACUUCCCUACCAGGCCCUGCCCGGGUGGUAUAUUUACUGUUCACCACUUCCCAGCAUGCUGGGAUGGCAAGAACCUUGAUAGCCCCGACCACCAAUCCCACAUGUAUAACACCAUUAAGUACGACGGCUUUACGAAUGCCCCGCCAUGUCCUGCAUCUCACCCCGUCCGCAUGCCUCAAUUGACCUAUGAGACGGUCUGGGACACGACCAAGUUCAACAGCAUGUGGCCCUCAGGAGCCCCCAAUCCGUUUGUAUGGAGUUUCCACGGAACCAGCGGCUACGGCACUCACGCCGACUACAUGUUCGGCUGGAAGGGCGACUCGUUGCAGCGUGCUAUGAACAAGUCUGAAUGCUUCUACGAUGGCUGCGGUUCCAUCACGAAGCAAGUCAUGUCUACGGCUAACAAGUGUACCGUCCCUGAUAUGGUUGGUGAGGAAACUGAUGGAUGGCUCGACCACCUUCCGGGUAUGUCGAUGUAAGAGGAGCAUGUAAGUAAAGAUGGUAUAAUGGAAAUCGUAGCGGGGCCCCACGAUUUGAAGUAUAAGCUCGUUCGUUUCGUCGUAUAAAUGGGUAGUGUCAUGAUCUGCUUUGACUAAAGAGAACCCAUUAGGUACCUACAUUAGGUUAAGUAGUUAUUUAGAAAUUAUCCUUUGUGUCCUUAGUACGUGAAGUACACGUAGACUCCAUGGCCCUUAUGAACCCCAUUCCGCCAGCU
This is a messenger RNA of Daldinia caldariorum, 1488 nucleotides long. RefSeq lists its product as uncharacterized. NCBI's taxonomy places the organism in Eukaryota, Fungi, Ascomycota, Sordariomycetes, Xylariales, Hypoxylaceae. The transcript has 4 exons. The record is from RefSeq and is a predicted model, not a curated record. Bases 245 to 1252 code for a protein of 335 amino acids.